Messenger RNA from Vespa velutina, 1222 nucleotides. RefSeq names its product odorant receptor 13a-like. Gene Ontology annotation, molecular function: olfactory receptor activity; odorant binding. Gene Ontology annotation, cellular component: plasma membrane. The coding region runs from base 41 to 1168 and encodes 375 amino acids. Gene Ontology annotation, biological process: sensory perception of smell; detection of chemical stimulus involved in sensory perception of smell. The transcript is spliced from 6 exons. Lineage: Eukaryota; Metazoa; Arthropoda; Insecta; Hymenoptera; Vespidae. The record is from RefSeq and is a predicted model, not a curated record.
UUCCUACGUGAAUUACAUUUGCGGUUGGAAUCGUUACAUUAUGAAGAUAUUGGGAAUCUGGCCAGAGGAAAGAAAAUAUAAUCAAGCAUCGAGUUACUUGAUCCUUCUACCACUUAGCAUGAUGUUACUGUUCAUUGGAAUACCACAAACGAUUGAUCUCUAUUUCAUAUGGGGUGAUAUCGAUUUGACCACAGAAAAUUUGUCAGUAGGAAACAUGACUGUGUUACUUGCGAUCAUAAAGGCAACUAUCUUUUGGUUCAGUGGAGAAUCCAUCAGUGUUCUAUUAUCUAACAUGGAAGAGGAUCGGAAAGAAGCGAAUACCGAGGAGGAAACAAGAAGAAUGAUGAGUAUCGCGAAAAUUUGCAGAAAAAUAUCCAUUGCAUGUACUUUAACCUAUGACGUACUCGUUAUUCUUUUCGUCAUUCUACAUUUUUUAUUAGUUCAUUACAUCGGCCGUAUUCUCAUAAUGCGCUCAUAUUUUCCUUACAACAUACAAUCGACACCGAAUUACGAGCUAACCGUUUUUGCUCAAACAUUGGCUGCAUGUUGCAUGGGCAAUGCUUAUACAUCUGUAGACACUUUUCUAGCUAUGUUAGUGCUUCAUGUUUGCGGACAAUUUGAAAAUUUGGGAAACCGAUUACGCGAUCUACGUCGCGGAAAGGACAAUGAAUUUUACAUUAAACUUGCCAAAAUCGUUAAGAAACACGAUUCUCUAAACAGAUUCGUCAAUACGAUCGAAAAAAAAUUCAACGAUAUGUUACUGUUGCAAAUGCUCGCCUGUACGAUUCAACUUUGUGCUUUGUUUUUCUUACCGAUUAUGAUCCUUGGAAAGAAAGAAACGAUGGUCAUAAAAUUUAUUCACAUGACUUUCUUCGUGUUAUGUAUUACAUAUAUUUUGCUGGAAAUUUACCUGUAUUGUUACAUCGGUGAGAAACUCAUUUCAAAGAGCAUCAAAGUUGCCGAUGCUGCAUACGAGUGCAAAUGGUACGAUUUAUCUCCUAAUGAGGCUAAAUCACUUAUGAUAAUCAUGCAUCGAGCAAGAGUACCCCUUUGCAUAACAGCAGGAAAAUUUAGUAUAUUCAGCCAUCAACUUUUCAGCGAUAUUUUGAAGACAUCGAUGGGUUACUUGUCUGUACUACUCGCAGUAAAUGUCGUAAAUACAGAAUAAAAUGUUUCUAUACAUAGAAAUAAUAUUAGAUUUUAUAAUAAAGUAGAAAUAUAG